Dibothriocephalus latus is the source of this 162-nucleotide messenger RNA. NCBI's taxonomy places the organism in Eukaryota, Metazoa, Platyhelminthes, Cestoda, Diphyllobothriidea, Diphyllobothriidae. The record is from the annotation of a GenBank genome assembly.
UUUGUCGGUCGCUUCAUCGCCCUGGCACUGUACCACGGCAAGUUUAUCGAUAAUGGAUUCACCCUACCCUUCUACAAGCGCCUCCUCAACAAGCCACUCUGCCUGAAGGAUCUCCAGAGCGUGGACGAGGAGUACUACAAUUCCCUGCUCUACAUUCAGUAA